UGGCCUCCCGCUCGCGCCGCGCACGCUUGUCCCAGCAGCUUGCGACAGUUGAGCGGAUGGAGCGUAUGAGGUGUUCAAGAGGCCGUGUGGUUGCCAAGAGGUCUCACCGUAUUCAUAUGUUGAUGCGACGGCGUCGACGAGCUGCAAUCCGUAGCCAUGUUGGCUCAAGUGGACUUCGAGCUUCGAGCCGUUGUGCCAGAGGCUACCGGACGCUAGAUCCCAGCGCGCCGGCCUACACACAUCUUCUCACUACUGCAUCCGUAUACUCGAUGAUGCGCGCGCUGUCCCCGUGGCCGCUGGCGCUCUGGCCGCUGCGCACGAGCCAGGGCCUGGCGACGACGGCCUCGGGCGUGACCUCGCUGGCCGCGGGCUCGGAGACGCCCUCGCCUCUGCAGAGAUUCACCUACUUGGGCUGUGGUGCGGUACUUCCGCAAUGGUCAUGCAAGAGGGACUCGGAGACAUACUAUGUCGAUUGUACUUGGACUCUGACUGGUUCGGCCGACUCUCAAGCUGAGCAGUGUGCUGGAAGAUGCUCUGACCUUCAAGGGUAUGUUGCCUUCUCCGUGCAGGACGCAACGUCUUGCCUCUGCCUCAAGACCCUGCCAGAACCUGCGGAUGUCUCUACGCGUGCUUCAUCUUGUACCAGUUCCAGUCUCGUGUACACUUUGGGUCAGGAUCAGAGCGCCACUGGCGAGCAGGCCACCGACGCGACGGACACCCAGGAGACCGUUGCCAGCGAGAACGACACCAGGGGCGUGGUCGCUCGAGGUCACUCUCGCGACGAGCCUGCCGCCGAGGGGGGCGCCACCAAGGACACCGAGCUGCCCGAGCUCGCCCCGCUCGCUCCAGAGCAGAGCGCCGCGCUCGCUCCAGAGCAGAGGGCCGAGCGCGACCGCACACGGCCCGUCGGGCACGGGGCCGAGGCGAAGGCGACGGAGGCCGAGGAGGCGCCCCGCCGCUGGGUCGACGACGGCUGCCGCUCGGAGGACAGACUCCCGGCCGACUUCCUGGGGGCGUACGUGCCGGAGGCCCGGGCCGCGGCCUUCGCGCGCUGCUGCGCGGGGGACGGCGCGUCCUGCACGUCGCCCCAGAGGUGCAACAGGGAGGCGCCGGGGACGUAUGCCGCGGCCGCGGCCACGUGUCGUGACCUGGGCCUCCGCCUGUGCACCAGCCACGAGCUCCUGUCCGACGUCUGCUGCGGCACCGGCGGCGACUGCGACAACUACCCGGCGUGGACGAGCAGUGCGGCGCCGGGCAAUGACACCAUGGAGGGCGCCACCAAGGAUAAUAACGGCUCCCAGAAGGCAACGGGCAAGACCACGCUCCCCAAGGCCGAGCCGACCUUCCACCUUCCUCCGGCUGACUUGUUGGCGGGGCCGAAGAUUUUCGUGGCAUGGUUGAUCUCUGGCCAGGUGCCUCGCUUCAUCUACAAGGAUUCCGCCAAGUACAUUGACGGAGGUCUCCAGGCAUGGUCCGGAUGUGCUCAGACCGCCAACCACGAUUGCCCAGUUCUUGUAGACGUACACAUCGCUUUGUCCCGCACGCAUGCAAAACAUUUCUUCGGACCGAAUUACCGCAUGCCAUAUGAGGAGUGGACGUGGGAUAACAACACAGGCGUGGGUGGCCAUGGUCCGAAUGAGUCGAUCCUCGAGGGUCAUUUCAAGAUGUUGGGUGCCAACAUGGUCCGCGCCACUAUCAUCGAAGAAGAGCAGUUCAACACGACUAUCACGAAAGUUCGCGAGGACGUCGUGGCCAAGGCGAAGGCAGAGAGCGGUAUGGAACCAGAGGCGUUCGACAAGUUCUGGGGGGAUAUCCAGCGCAUGGGCACCAUGCGAUUCAUAGACAACGGCAACAUGAUGUACAUGCGCCACUUGGCCUACAAGUCCGCCGCAGAGGCCGAGGAGGGCCUGGGCUACAAGUACACGCACGUCCUUUACACGCGCGAGGACAACGUCUUCGUGCACCCGUCCUACACCCUGCUCCAGCUCGCCCGGGGCCUGGACAACGGCGCCGAGCCUUCUCAGGCGCCCGCAUCGAUGCUGGUGGACGUUCACUGUGGCUUCAAGGCCUGGUCCGACAAGAUGUACUUCGGCAAUCGGCGGGGCAUCGACAUCCUGUUUGCUGGGACGCGCGAUGGUCACAUCUCCCUGCUGGCGUCGUGGAUCAACCAGGCGCCGACGGCCAGGAUCCACAACGACCCCCUGAAGACCGAAGAGUGGUUCGAGAGGCGGCUCAAAGAGGCCCGCGCAAAUGUGUCGACGUUCGACUUCCUCCGGACAGAGGCACGAUACGUGAGCAUCGGCAAGGAGCCGUGCACCACCAGGAUGUACCGCAAAUGCUCCUCUGUUGGCGAGACAUUCAGGGAAUGCCUGAUGAGGAACGCGUAGAGUUUCAGAACCACCUGUGCACGAAGGGUGCCUCGGGAUGGCCAAUGUUAUGUCCUAUCGCACCGGGACACCUUCUGGGGCGCGAGAUCGAGGGGGACGAGGAGGUACUACUUCUCGGGUGGGGGUGCAACGGACGUCGGUCCAGAUUGCCCCGUGGCUGCCCAUUGCGGUGUUGAUUGUUGCACGUGUUUACUUUUGCUUUCCGUUUGCCUUGAGGGACGAUGGGCUGGCUCGUUUGAAAAAUGGACGACCCAGCGAGCCUUGCCGAUUCCAUUCCCACAGUGGGCAGCAAGACGGAGGAAC
Molecule: messenger RNA, 2690 nt
Organism: Prorocentrum cordatum
Lineage: Eukaryota; Dinophyceae; Prorocentrales; Prorocentraceae
Source: the annotation of a GenBank genome assembly